Mercenaria mercenaria is the source of this 5704-nucleotide messenger RNA. Its product is annotated as tetratricopeptide repeat protein 28-like. Gene Ontology annotation, molecular function: protein binding. Lineage: Eukaryota; Metazoa; Mollusca; Bivalvia; Venerida; Veneridae. The coding region runs from base 133 to 4956 and encodes 1607 amino acids. The transcript is spliced from 21 exons. The record is from RefSeq and is a predicted model, not a curated record.
UUCGUACCCAUAAUUUUGAAGUAAGUACAACAAAAAUGUUUGAUUGGAUACAAAAUGGCGCUGAAAGUUAUGGAAGUUGUUAAUUGAAAGUUCAAUAGCAACAUUGUCAGAGGUAGAAAAGCGUCGUCAGUCAUGGAGAGGGGUGGGGGCUAUGGCCAGUCCCUGGCCCAUAGUUUUAGUGUGCCGAGUCUUGUAGAAGGCAGCGAACCAAUAAGUGAGGCAGAAGAAUUUGUUGAGAUGAAAUCUUUGAGAGAAAGAGGGGACAAAGCACUCAAGGUGAAGGAUUUUACAGGAGCUAUAAAGUUUUAUAACGAAGCGUUGGAAAUUGACGAGCAGAAUCCUGAUGUGUUGUUGGCACGUGCCACUGCGUGCAUAGAGAUGGGGGAUUACAUCAGUGCACAGAGAGAUACAGAAUUUCUUAUCAGCCAAGAUUCUGAAAACCAUCUGGCAUACAAGGUUCAGGGCCUUGCACUUAAGUACCUCCACCAAUAUAAAGAAGCUUUGACCUCAUUUCUCACUGCCCUUGACCUUGACCCAGAUAGCUCAGAUGAACUCACUGAUUUUAUAGCAGAUGUUGCGGCAACAUUCUGUAACAUACCGGAGGAGACAAGUAACGCUCUGAAAGAUAUGGACUCGUACAAAAAAUUGAGUGAAGUAGGGGUGAGUUUAUUCCAAGCAAAGAAGUACAAGAUUUGUAUCAAAAUCCUCGACACUGCCCAGAAAUUCCAGACCAAUCAGAAAGGUAUCACAAUGAGAAUUCUCCUAACAUCGGCAAACGCCCACUCUGCGCUGAAGCACACAGAGAAGGCAAUCAGUCUUUAUCAAGAAUGUCUUCAAACUGCCAUAGCAACUCACGAUCAGAUCUAUCAAACUAAAGCUCUCGUAAAUAUUGCUACACUCUACCUUGAAAACCAUGACACUCAUCAGGCUAUUAUAUACUAUGAGAAGUUGCUACAUCUGGAGGCGGAGCUUAUUUUGGAGACCGGUAGCGAGGACGUUUUGCCGGACUUCUGGACGCGGGAACUUCAAUGCGGAUUACAUCUAAACCUUAGUAUAGCUUACAAGGCCAUUGGUAACAUGAAUGCUGCUAUCAGGCAUGCACAGAAGUAUGUGAAAUUUAUUGAAAAGUAUAAUUUUCAAGGAAAACUGAGAGCAGAGUCAUAUCAUAACACUGGAAUGUUAAAUGAAAUUUUAGGUAACUACAAUGAUGCAAUUAAAAAUUAUAAAACAUAUCUAGAAGAAGGAAAAAAGAAUGGGGAUAAAAAAGGAAUGGCACAAGCUUAUGGAUGUUUAGGUAGUGUGUAUGCAGCAUUGAAAAACUGGAAACUUUCAUUAACAUAUCAUGAGCAGUAUGUUACCAUGGCAACCAAAUUUGAAGACAAACGAAUGAAAAUAAUUGCCAAUGAAAUGCUUGCGGAUACAUUAAUGUUGAAAGGGGACUAUGAAAAAGCUUCAAAAGCUUAUGAAGAAAUGAUUAACAGUUGUAUACGGACUGAUUACAGAACUCGUGCAACUGGAAUGUGUAAACUAGGCCAUGCCUAUCGUGCUCUGAAGAGGAAUCUAUAUAGUUUACAUUUCUAUGAACAAGCAUCAGAACUGGCUGAAGAUUUUGAAUAUCCAGAAAUUGAGACGUUAAGCCAUUACAACAUAGCUUGUAUUCAUCAGCAGUCAACUCAAAUGUUGGAGCUGGAAAAAGCUUUAAAAUAUUUCCAACAGUUGGUUCCCUAUUAUGAGAGCAAAAUUCGAGAACAUAUGGUAGAAGACAGUCACUGCCCAGAGGAAUAUUGGAUCCAGCUACGUGAAUGUUAUGAUGGAAUCCAGACAGUUCAUGCUAAGCUCGGGAACAAAGAGGAGUGUCUGCAGUUUGCGGAAGCAUAUAGAAAACGUACACUAACCACAACUCAUAACUAUCAAGCAUCAGCGAUGACAAGUCAGAGUCACACGGCACCAUGGGAUAUGUGGUCGGUGGAGAGAAUGGGACGUGUAGUAUCACAACAGAACAGUACUGUGUUGUAUUAUUCACUGCUGUCAGAGUAUUUGCUGCUGUGGGUACUGCAGCCUGGGGUAGGGCUCGUCCGCUUCUACUCACGGAGGGCUGGUAAAGAGGAAAACAUGAUAGAAACUGUUGAAGGAUUGCUGAAUGAACUUAAGAAGAAUUGCGACUGGAAGCAAAUGACCAAGGUAUGUGAGAACAGAGCUUUACCACUGAGAACAGGUGAGCUCGAGAUGACCAGGAAGAAGUAUCUCAAGCUCAGUAACUCAUCUCGGAAAUCUGAAGCUGAAACUGAUGAGAGCAAAAAGCUUGAGAAUGAGAACCAAUCAGAGAAGAGUUUUGAGAGGAGAUUGUACGAUUUGUUGUUUUCGCCCGUGGAAGAUAUACUCUCUAAACUGCCCAAGGAAAGUCCAUUGAUAAUAAUUCCCGACAAAACAUUAUGUCAGUGUCCAUUUAACGUAUUGCAGGAUUUUCUGAACAGAUAUGCAUUUAAGAGAUUCAGGAUUACUUACUUGCCGAACUUAUUGUUACUUGACAAAGUGGUUGCUAAUGAGUUAAACCAUUUACGACUGAAGGAUGAUUUGGAGUUUAACAGGCAGAUCCAUAAAAAGGGAGGAAUGUUGAGUCUGACAAGUAAGUAUGUAGGAUCAGAUAUAAGUGGUCCUGCGUCAGUGAGAUCUUUAGCUAUAGUUGCCGAUGUGAGUGCCAAGCACCUGUCGCAUCCAAGGUUACUGACACGCCCACCUAGAACUCCAAUGAUACCACCUAAGCCAGGUGUACUGCCACAUCAGAGGACUAUGUAUGAAGAAGACUUCAAAAAACAUUCCCAGUGGAAAUCUCCAAGGACUGCUAGAGGACCUCCAGAUUCCUACAGAAGUUCACUGAAUACCAGCCGCACCCAAGUUGUAAAUCCAACACUAGAUCGUAUGUUUAGUCUAGAUUCAUUUUCAACAUUAACUACGGCAACAUCAACUGGUACAGAUAUAACAAGCUCAAAAUGUGCUAUCACCAAGUUCAAGCAAGUGAGCUGUCAGGAUAGAUGCCUCGUCUUUGCUAACCCAAAACUGCCAGAAAGUUUGAUGUUGCAUGGUAAGGUGUGGAAACCUAGCCUUGAGGAGUUGUCCUCGGCAAAGAGAGAGGCCCUGAACGUGGCAACAUUACUAGAUGUGAUUCCUAUAACAGGCCCUGAUGCAACCAAAGAACGCUUCUUGAAGGAUAUUGAGAGAGCUUCUGUGGUGCACAUAGUGACAUAUGGAUGUUGGCAUGAAGGUUUGAUAGCACUUGCCCCAUCCCCAGUAGAUGCUGGUGAGGACAUACCCACCGAGGAUUCCUACGUGAUAAGUGCUGAUGACAUCCUGGGGCUCAAACUCACUGCACAACUUGUUGUCCUCAAUAUGGCACACAAUGCAUACAGGAGAGAAACAAUACAGUCAGGAUAUCUGCUGCCAAGUGCAUUUAUAGCUGCUGGUGCUCAGUGCGUAUUAACCAACAUGUGGCCGCUUCCUGACUUGGCAGUGGAGAAGUUCUACACAAGUUUUUACCUCGCCUUACAGAGUGGUGCACAGUCUGCUACUGCCAUCUCAACUGCCAUAGAAGCUCUCAGACAAGAUGACAGAUACAAUGACCCAUUAUACUGGAGUGCCUUUGUUUUGAUUGGUAAGGAUGUAUAUAUAAACCUGAGUGAGAUACGUCAUGCCAUGUUGGACCAGAAUCUCGACCAAUCUGAGGCAGAGGUAGAGGAGGAAACUGGGCGGGAAUAUCUUAACCUGAAACCUGUUCUUGCUCCAGUAAAGAAGAAGCAGGAAAACCUACAUGAGCUUCAGCGCCAUCUUGGUACCCUGUUACGUAACCACGCCAAGCAGCCCCAGGUUUUACUUGAUCUCAUUGACUUGCUUGACAGUUCAUUAAAGAGGCUUCACACUGAGGAGAAUAAUAAGCAGACGACACUUCUCAGUGAUGACAUCAUGGGAGGUGAAGGUGCCCUUGACCUUCUCAAGUUGCUAGGCUUCCAUUUUCAGUCCAAGGGGUCAUCACUGAAUAAUCCUUAUGUGAUUUAUCCACAUUGGAACAGAGAUGAACUUCUGAUUCCGACGUAUGAUGCCGUCAGAUCAUUGCUUGAAAUAGCUGAUUGUAAAGAAUUAGUUCAGAGCCUGUGUGGAGUUUUACCUAUAACCCAGGACAACAUUUCCCUCAUCAUUGAUCUGCUGAGUGUAACAAAACAUGCUCCAGAGAUUCAGUUAAAGGUCUCGGAUCUUUCUGUCCGACCUCUCUGGGUGAACAUGAAACUCAAGAAAACACUGUUAGCCGCAGGGUUCCACCAGAUAGGCAUGCUGCUCAACUUCAAUAGGACGCCAGAAAAUAGGAAGUUGAUGACAGGACUGUUCCAGCUGUUACUGUCUGUCAGCCAGUCCAAGAGUCAGGUCCUUCUUUACAGAUUAGAUGUAAAUCUGCUAGGAAAUUCUUCAGAAGCAAAGUCAAUAUCUGACUACCCAGAACUAACAAGGCUGCCAUCACUUGCUCCGCUGAUGUUGCCAAGGAACCAGUUAUGUAUGAGCACACCUUGGCUGAGUAAAACUGAAUCACAUGUUGAGAUGGAGGAAAAAAUCAAAUUGGCAAGAACUCGAUCUGACCUUGAUGAGAAUUUCAAGGACUAUCUAGAAAGAGCCAAGACCUGGCAUCAGAUGACAGUAGUUGCACAGUUAAAAACGGCGAAAAAGGCAAAUGAAUCAUUGAAUGAGUAUGGUCGACCUCUGUCCCAACCAAGUAAGAUCAAAGUUCUACCAGGUGGGAGUGCAUCGAGAACUCGAAUUCCAGUUGAUGAAAAGGUUGUCCUGCUGAACCCUGAGGUGGACCAGCGCAGAGAUUACGCUCACUAUGUCUAUAACGAGAGGGUACAAAACAUUGGCACUCGCCAUAGAAAUGAAGUGUUAAAGCUGUACCUACCAUAUGUAAACAGCUGCUGAAAUCUGCUUAAACUACUAUAUAUGACUGUUCCUUCACAUGUUUUUUACAGUUACUGUAAUAUUUAAUGUCAUGAGAUUAAAAAGUUAAAUUCUUAUAAUUAUAGAAAAUUCAAGUUUGUUGCGGUUACAGGAGAGCAAUACACCUUUGAGAGCUGAACAUUACAGAACUGUGAUAUACUUUAGUUUAAUGACACUGCAUUGUAUUUAUCUGUUUACGUUUCUAUGAAUUUUAUCCUGAGAGUUUUAAGCAUGUUGUAUAUAUAUGUUGAGAGCUGUGAUAAUCUUGCACAAAAACAAAGUGUGUUUUAAUAUUUGUCAUUUUGACUAACUUGCACACAAUUUUAAGGCAUAUUUUUUAUCACCAUCAAUUUUGUAAUAGAGUGUUUUUGUUCAGUUCUUUUAUUGAAAUGCCAUUCAUGUGUUUGUUCCUGUGUGUGUAUGUUAUUGGGAUAACUUUGCUAAAAUUAUUACUUGCUGAUCUUCCAGGUAAAAGCUGUAGUGUACCUCUUUUGCCAGGAUAUAAAUUAAUGACUAUUUUCAUAUUACCAGCACUUGUUUUUAACCAAGGAAAAUGUUUUUGAAUUUUAUUGGACAAAAUAUAACCAAGUGGCUACAACUGAAAAUUUCAACUACUUGUAGCAACUGGCUUAAUAUUAAGAGUAGCUGUUAUGGUAUAUUUAUUCUGUUGCUUGUUCUUGUUUUGUUACAUUUUUAAAGAUUUAUCAAGAAAAUAAACUUAUAAUUAUUA